AGAGCACGAGCACGCCUGACCACGAGAACACACCACGCCCACGUUCGCUGUGACGUUGUAGAGCUCGGGCUGGAUAUAAAUUAGCGCGCCUCCCGCUCGCAGUACUACAGAGAAACACGCUGAGAGCGAAACGGAAGGUUUCCCGAAGUAUUUUUGGAUCGUUUAAAAUUCUUAUUUUUAAAAGUUGGGAUUUUCGUUCUUGGUGAAAGUUGUUCGUGACUGUUUGAACGAGACCUGUCCGGAAGAAGCGAGACGAUGAAGUGCAUUAUAGGAAUUGGCGGGGUGACUAAUGGUGGUAAAACCACUCUGACAAAUAACUUGAUCAAGACUUUGCCCAACUGCUGUGUCGUGCAUCAGGAUGACUUUUUCAAGAAACCCGAUCAGAUAGAAGUCGGGGAGGACGGCUUUAAACAGUGGGAUGUUAUCACGGCGUUGGAUAUGGAGGCCAUGACCAACACGAUAAAAGCCUGGAUUGAGAACCCGGUGAAGUUUGCCAGAUCUCACGGUGUCCCUUUGUCUUCUUCCUCCGAUUUGGCCAACACUGACGAGCAGAUCCACAUCCUGAUUGUGGAGGGCUUCCUGCUCUACAACUACCCGCCCCUGCUGGACGUCUUCGACAAGUGCUACUACAUCUCCAUACCCUACGAGGAGUGCAAGAGGAGAAGAAGUACGAGACAGUACACCGUCCCUGACCCUCCCGGCCUGUUCGAUGGCCACGUGUGGCCCAUGUACCUGAAACACAGGAAACAGAUGGAGGACAGUGGCUUGAAUAUCGUGUACCUCGAUGGCUUGAAAUCCAAACAGGAAAUCUACAGCCAGGUGUAUGAAGACAUUCAGAACAACCUGCUCAAUCGUUUAUAGCAGGAGGACUCGUCUCCACACCUGUACACAAUCUGUAAAUAGACCCAGUGAUUUUUUGUUUUAU
Molecule: messenger RNA, 925 nt
Organism: Pundamilia nyererei
Lineage: Eukaryota; Metazoa; Chordata; Actinopteri; Cichliformes; Cichlidae
Gene: mibp
Product: muscle-specific beta 1 integrin binding protein
Exons: 8
Coding region: 256-861 (201 amino acids)
Source: RefSeq, a predicted model, not a curated record